AUGGCAGUGCUUCAUUUUCUAGCUCAGCUAGCACGGACCCUUGCAGUCUCUGGGGCCGCCCUGAUUACUUUUGCCCUAGUGGCCCUUUAUUUCUUCCAAAGGAAACUCGUCUAUCCAUCAUUUCUUAACAAAGCACGGAUACAAGUUGACACACCAGAUUUAUUCGAUCUCCCCUAUGAAGAAGUCAAAAUUACUACAGACGAUGGCGAAACUUUACACGCCUACAUGCUGUUGCAUGACUCUAAAUCGUUAGAAUACACAAACAAAACAAUCCUUGUAUUGUCUCCCAAUGUAGGCAAUAUUGGGCAUUUUUUACCUGUCGUUCAGUAUAUCUACAACGAGCUUCAUUACAAUGUCUUCAUAUACUCCUACCGUGGUUACGGGAAAUCAACAGGCUCCCCCACCGAAAGCGGGCUGAAAAAAGAUGCCGAUGCAGUAAUGAAAUAUCUAGCGUCACAUAACCAAGUCUCAAAAUCAUCAGUAAUAACGUAUGGGCGUUCAUUGGGUGGUGCUGUAGCAAUCUACAUAACUGCAAAAUAUGGGAAGAUGAUCUCUGCAAUGAUUUUGGAGAAUACCUUUUUGAACAUACCAAAAGUUGUACCCCAUAUAUUCCCUUUCCUAAAAUAUUUCAGUUGGUUGUGUUGUGAAUUUUGGGAUUCAGAAAAAGAUAUUACCAAAAUCAACUCCGAUAUACCAUGCUUAUUCCUAGCAGGUACAAAGGAUGAAAUUGUGCCUCCAAGCCAUAUGAAGGAAUUAUUUACACUUGUUGGAGUGAAAAACGGCUCCGAGAGGAAAAAUUUCAGAGUUUGGAGAGAGUUUAAAGCAUACCAUAAUGAUACUAUAGUAGCUCCCGGAUACUGGGAGGUCUGGUAUGACUUUGUUAAAAAUCAUGUAGCACCGUAUGGGAAAUGA
Molecule: messenger RNA, 912 nt
Organism: Pichia kudriavzevii
Lineage: Eukaryota; Fungi; Ascomycota; Pichiomycetes; Pichiales; Pichiaceae
Exons: 1
Coding region: 1-912 (303 amino acids)
Cellular component (GO): membrane
Molecular function (GO): palmitoyl-(protein) hydrolase activity
Source: RefSeq, a predicted model, not a curated record